GCGAGGAUUGCAAGAUCGUGCGAGAGCAGCAGGUAUAACAUUGUCAUCUUUGGAGGAAUAGAUGGAUUUUCCAGGAAGAUUUUGUAUCUGGACGUAGAAAGUAACAACAAAGCGGCAACUGCAUUCAGAUUCUUCAUGGAGAGUGUUCAGAGAAAUGGAUGGCCUUCAAGAGUGAGAGCUGAUCAAGGGGUGGAAAAUGUUGACAUUGCCAGGUGCAUGUUUGCUGUCCGAGGAACAGGCCGUGGAAGCUUUAUUGCAGGCAAAAGUGUACAUAACCAGAGGGUAGAACGGUUAUGGAGAGAUGUUUGGAGUUCUGUAACGUCCAAGUACUACAACGUACUACACAGCUUGGAUGAAGAUGGUUUAAUUGACCUGUCUAAUGCGAUCCACCUCCUCUGUGUGAAAUAUGUGUUCAUACCUCGUCUGAGGUCAGAUCUGCAGCAUUUCACUGAGAGUUGGAACAACCACCCGAUCAGCACAGAGGCAAACCUCACACCUCUACAGAUGUGGAAUAUUGGAAUGCUCCAAGCACCUGUGCACCAGCCAAACUACACAGAGCUGCAGCACAUACAUCAUCAGGAGGAGGCAUCUCAAGACCUUGACCAUGGGGUUGUUAUUCCUGACAUUCCAUCCCCCCUGUCUGCAGAGAAUCUUGCUUUGCUUCAACAUGAAGUGAAUCCUAACUCUGACUCCUUAUCCUUUGGUCACGAUACAUACCUGCGUGCACUGCGUUUUGUAAUGAGCCAUGUAUAAAUGGACAGACACCACUCAGCUUUCAAUGAAAACAACUAACGAUUGGUUACUCAGGUACAUACACAUGCAAUAUGUUCCACUACAAGCAUUUACAUAUUUCUGUAAUGUCCAAAAUGUAUUCAUUUGAAACCUGGUUACUAUUAUGUAUGAAUAAAUUUGUUCUACAAGUGGUGUUAUUUUAUAGAUCUUAAGACUUUUCAAC
Corythoichthys intestinalis (scribbled pipefish) is the source of this 955-nucleotide messenger RNA. RefSeq lists its product as uncharacterized. The coding region runs from base 136 to 753 and encodes 205 amino acids. The transcript is spliced from 7 exons. The record is from RefSeq and is a predicted model, not a curated record. NCBI's taxonomy places the organism in Eukaryota, Metazoa, Chordata, Actinopteri, Syngnathiformes, Syngnathidae.